CAUACGGGCACUGCUAAUGUCCUCGAAUUCCUGUGUCCCUCCAUGUUUUUAUUCGGAGGUUAUUAGUCAGCGUGCUAUAAGUUUGUUUUUGACCUGGAUUUGUAUAUAAUCCUCUGAGACAUCAAAUGUGGACAAAAGGAAACUAUCCAUGAUGAAUUUGAAACCAAAAUGGCGGUAACUUAGAUUAAAACUAGGUGGGUGUGCUCUUUGUUUUGGUUUUCUGAUCCCGAUCGGGUUUGGAAAUGAACGAAGGAAAAUGACUGUCAUCGAAGACGAAGAUAUAUAACAGCGGAGAUCCGUCGGAAAAAAGAAGGCCUCGAAAAAUCGAGGACCUCUUGUGAUGGAGCUGUUCAUCGAAACACUAACAGGCACAGCCUUUGAACUUCGCGUUUCACCUUUCGAGACAAUCAUGUCUGUAAAAGCGAAGAUACAAAGGUUGGAAGGCAUCCCGAUCUCCCAUCAGCAUCUCAUCUGGCAGUCGGUGGAGCUGGAGGACGAGUAUUGUCUGCAUGACUACAGCAUCCACAAUGGUGCCACCCUCAAACUGGUCCUGGCCAUGCGGGGAGGUCCUAUCAACACUCGCCGAGUCCCGGUUGAGGAUACUGCUCUCAGGGAAAUGGCAGAGUAUAUGGAAGCCAAUCGUGAGGAGAUCCUGGACAAGUUGCCUGGCAACCGCCAUGUGACCCUCCUAGUUUUUCGGGAGGGAGAUCAGUUGAACUUCUUCCGUGUUGUAGACCGAGGUGAUGGGACACUCACACCACUUUCAGAGUCUCUCAGUGCCUCGGUGUACAACUUCAAUGAGGAGGAGGAGGAAGAUGACUCGUCGCCAAAGGAGAAGUCCGAGGAGAAUGACAAGAUGAAGCAGAAGGUGACACAGCUUCGCCUCAACAUGGAGAAGCUGACGCUCACCAAAAAGAAACCACCAAAGCCCCCUUCUUCAGGUCACUCCAGCCAUUCAGGUAGAGCCAGCAGUCGUCUCCGACUGCGCCAGUUGCCGAGCGCCGGUCGACCCUACAGUAACACCCUCAACAAGAACACAGUCCUGCCCUCUGUCGGCUGCACAUUCCCUGCCACCCAGGGUGUCUAUGAUGCAGACACUGCCAUUGUAGAUGUAGAUGGGGGGGCUGGUGCUCUCCUCGCCUCGCCGUCUGUGUCAUCAGUUGUAGCAGUGGCAGACAAGGCUGUGGAAACAUUGUCGACUACGACAGAUUCCAUGGACAAACUUGGUCAGCCUCUUCACAUCUUGAAAGAGGACAGUGCUCGAGUGUCACCCCCGACAGCUCUAUCAGAAGUAGGGGAGAAAACGUCAGUGGAUGUGAAUACGGAUGAAACGGUGAAAGUGGACGAUAGUGAUACCACUGCUAACUCUCUCGUGAACUCUGUUUUGAAGCGGGACCUAUACCGGUUGAGUAGCAUGACAGACUCCACGCGUUACCUUCCCUCCACUUCUUCUGCCUCACGGCGAAAGGACUUCACUUUUGAAAGUUUCAAGGAGUCAUUUCGACCUGCUACGUCCUCUAAGGACAAGGUCAAAGUGGCAGCCGAUCAUUCCUCUGAUAAUUUCAAACGUUCUUCUUCAAGCAAGAGAGACAUAAGUUUAGGCCUGCGAGAUUCCGUACUGCGACCCACCACCUCAAGUCGCUAUGGUGGCCUGGAUAUGAGAAGGAAGGAGUAUGCGCUGGAAAGUUUGUCAACAAGUGAAGCCAGGACAGUGUCUGGCAUACUCAGACAAGCCUCCAUAGAAAAAAUAGGAUCUUCUCAUAUCGGCAACUUUGUGUCUAGUGCUAGCAAGUCUCGUCUGAGUAACUAUUCGGGCUUUCAGGAAGGAAGGGUACCAACGCCUGAGGGAAGGUUAAUGUCGGGCCAUCUCCAGCGCCUCUCUGCGAGCCGAGAUGGUCGCCUUCUGUCCCCAACACACAGACUUCCUCCAGUCAAGGCCAAGAAGAAAGCAUCCAAAAGGUGUUAUGUGUGUGCCAAGAAGACCGGACUGGCUACAAGCUACCAGUGCAGGUGUGGCAACAACUUUUGUGCUACCCAUCGCUAUGCAGAGUCCCAUGACUGCACAUUCGACUACAAAACCGAGGGUCGCAAGCUUUUAGAACAAAAUAAUCCUGUUGUUAGCGCACCCAAAUUACCCAAAAUCUAAUACACAACCAUGUGUAGUAGUGAGUAUAGUAUUUUAUGAAGUACCUCAGACAUAUUUACUAAACUGAAUUAUACAUUUGCAGUUAAGUUUGACUAUAUCCUAAAAUUUACAACUGAAGUAAUGUUACAGUAUAUACAUGCUAGUAUUGUUUGCCUUGGUUUGGUUGGAUAUUAUGGUUUUGGGAAUUUGAAUGCUCCAAGAACAUAUUUCACAGAUACAUUGUAUCUGGGAUGGAUGGUAUGUUCUUACUUUCACAUAUUUGAAAAUGAGACCUCUACAGUAUUGAAACAAGGACACUGUGCUUUUAACAACCUCAGUGCUAUACAUGAAGUACCACUGGCUAUGUUAGGUGCUGUUGUUAUGACUAUCGGUUGACAUUACCAAACAUAGAAACCUUAUUGUUGUCUAGUGUAGAACAGUGCAUGCAUUCAUUACUCGUGUUGAAUUGUUAGAAGUGUCAUUUUCAAAUGUGUGAUGUGACCUGGUGAUGUAAGAUGCUGAGGGCCAUUCAUUGGUCGGGGAAUCGGUACAGAGAAUGUCUUUCAGUGGUCAUUGUGAUAUCAUCUAUAUUAUGUUUUAUAAACUGUCAUGGUUACAUGUAUAUGUUGGUACCAAGGAGAGGAAUGGUACACAUAGAAUAUUUCAAUAUUACAUUUCCAAACAAUCAUGCUGCGUUCCAUAUUUGUACUGAUAACAAAAUGGUUGUGAAUUAGGGCAUUUCAUUAGUAUGAUUAGAAGAGGCUGCUUGGGCGAUGCUUUGAUGAAGAGAGUUCAUUGAAGUUGUCACUUUCAUACGUUAUGGUAUGUUCAAAGUGUGUACCUAAAUCUAACUUUGAUGGAGUGGUAAUGUUUAUUUUGAUCACAGACAGUUGUUGGUUUUAAGCCUUUUGAAAUGUAUCUUCUCAGAGAUUUAUUUUUCAUUCCUUUUAGCUAGAAAUUAGCUAUAUAUGUCGUUGUCCAUUUUAGGACAUGAAUGUUUAUGAUACUGAUUGCAUGAGCCCAGAACAAUGGUGAAAUGAACUUCAUUAUCACUAGGCUAGCAGGGUGUUAUCUUGGGUGCAUUAUGCAUGGUCAAAUUUUAAUAGAUUCAAAACGGUGUUCAAUUAUUUUUAUUUCUAUAUUUUAUUACAAAAUGAUUGUUUUCCACAACAUUUAUAUUUUGCCAUCGACUUUUAUAAAGUUGUUAAGCUGUACAGGAAAUAUUUGUUUAUUGGGUGAAAUAUUUGAAAUCAAAUAGCUGAAACUCAUGGUGAAGUGUGAUUUUGUUGCAGGUAUUAUUUCAUCUAAAGAUAUGUGAUGAAAUAUUUCAACCAGUAAACAUACUGAAACGAUGGUUUCUUUUCCAAGAUCAAUAUCAUUUGUGCUUUUGGAUAAGCAUGCUUGUAUUUUAUCAUGUGUAUGCAACACUACGUUGAAGACAUUUAUUGGUUUUAUCUUUCUUAAUUAACUGAAAAGUUUUAUAAGAUUGAGGCACGGCUUUGAAUUUAUUUUAGAUUCCAUGUUCCUAAUCAUUUACUGUGACUAUAUACUGUAUGCCGAGUCAAGGACUGGAACACUACCAAUCACAACAAAUGCCAAGAUAAUGUGCAGGGUCGUCUUGAUAGUCCGGAUGUUUGUUUUGACUGGUAGUGAACUGCUGUUCAAACUAAACGUCGCCUUAAUCACAAUAUGGGUGUGAAAAUGUAGCAGCACAUCCCUGAUCGUGGAGAUGUUUGUUGUAUGGAAUAGUACACUUCUUUUCAAAAUAAAAUUCCCCUUAAUCAUAUGGGUGGGAAAACUUUGCACCAUGCCCCUGAUCGGGGUGAUGUUUGUUUUGACAAGUAGUACGCUGCUGUUCAAAGUUAACAUCCCUCAACAACGCCCAGGGUGCUAAGACUCUCUUGCCAUGGCUACAAUAGUGUUGACAUUUGUUUUGACCAGUAGUGUAAUGUGAGUGUCUCCUGAAUUCUGCUGUGUGUGUGAUGCUAGGAUUCUGGCUGUACGUUAGAGUGGCCUGCUACACCCGAGUGGUGUGUCGCCUGUAUCAGAUCAGAUCACAGUAACUGAUAUUACCUAUUUCUUUUCUUGUUUAUUUCGACUUACAGGGAACAUGUAUAUGUCGAAAGUGAUUUCUUUCCUUGUUGAUGCUCUGUUGUAUUCAUAUCUAUGAUAUCUUUGCUAUUUUCAAAUGAGUGCAUUCAAUACAUUCUGAUGAAAUGAUCAAGGUAUAAAUUGGAGGCAGCGAAAUAAGGUCCUUAUUGAAUAAUAUUCUUAACCCUUUGUGAAUGUCAGCAAAAUGAAAAUGACAAUACAGGUGAAUCACUUCAUUAUGAAUUAGGUUCUUAAACAGAUUUUAAGCAGAUUUUAAUCAUCCUGUUUUGGAAUAGCUGGUCUGUUGGAUUUGUUAGCUGCAAUGAGUGUGUGAAGUUACUUCUGAUGUAAUGAGAUGGGCCAUGUUGUCCUUGUUUAUUCAUGAUGCUUGUUAAGAAACUGGCUACCAAAGAUAUUGAUAUAUACAAGCGCUAGGUAUACCAGGGUUUAGGUGUGGGAUCAGCAGCCUUCGGCCAAACUCAGUUCUCUCCCUUUGACUAGGUAUAUCUGGUACUCUCUGAAUGGCAUCUUAAAAAGAACAUUCUUCCAGACUCUACUGUGAUUUGAUAUUGUGCACUAACAUGAGUGUGAAUAAAUUGUACAGACUAUAAA
This is a messenger RNA of Haliotis rufescens (red abalone), 4828 nucleotides long. Its product is annotated as AN1-type zinc finger protein 4-like. Lineage: Eukaryota; Metazoa; Mollusca; Gastropoda; Lepetellida; Haliotidae. Bases 341 to 2146 code for a protein of 601 amino acids. The transcript has 7 exons. The record is from RefSeq and is a predicted model, not a curated record. Gene Ontology annotation, molecular function: zinc ion binding; protein binding.